UUGGUCGGUUGGUUGGGUUUUUGUUUAUGGUACAAUACAAAGAAAGACUUUGUAAAAUAAAAAUGUUUUGUUUUGUUUCCUAGAAAUUAUUUAUUUGUAAACCAAUAAGAUUCAAUAACUUUGCAAGAGCGUGGUUAACAAUGGUCGCGAAAUUAAGUAAAUGCAUUUUAAAAAAUAUAUUAAAUAACCUAUAUGUUACAAUAUGAAUUCCCAAGUUUGUGUGAAUUGUUAUAACAAAAAAACUGUGAAUCAGACAGAUAACCGUCUGGUGACGGAGAGUUGUGGUCAUGUGAAGUGUAUGGACUGCCUGCUCCACGAGAAAUUCGGUUGUGAAGCGUGCAAGAGAAAUGGAUGUGAGGAAGAGGUGUUGGUCUCCAAGCCAGAGUCGGAUGCAGGCGAAAAAAGUAAGACAUACACAGUCACUGUCGAAUACGAAGAGGUCCCCCGAGAUGAACAGGAGCUUUUAAAAAAGAAGAAGCUGGAUAUCAGUCAUAUAAAAGCAGAAGAAAAUGGUGGCAAGACCACUUAUCUAUGCACUGUGUGCAAGAAAAAUUUCACAUCUCGAAGCCAAGUAUCAUACCACGCUUACUGCAAUGGACAGAAGAAGCCCUACCACUGCCAAACUUGCAAACAGAGCUUUGCCUCACAGUCCCAUUACAAGUACCAUUUAAGAACACAUACCCAGGAGCGCCCAUUUUCUUGUGAAGUCUGCGGCCAAAACUUCUACGAUCUGUCAAAGCUAAAGAGGCACACGCUUAAACAUACCAAAGAAAAGAAGUACUCGUGCAAGGAGUGCAGCAAGUCGUUCAACAGCCUGUCGGCGGUGCGCAAGCACACGCUCACGCACACGGACGAGCGGCCCUUCGCCUGCGCCACGUGCGCCCGCCGCUUCCGGGACAGCUCCAACUACAAGAAGCAUGUCCACAAACAUAAGAGGCUGUGCCAGAAGUGCGGCGAGGAGCUGCCGGUGGGCAAGGGCGCGGAGAAGCAGCACCAAUGCUCGCCCGGGGCGACGGGGCCCCGCCCGCACCCCUGCCCCCGGUGCCGGAAAUCGUUCCACUCCAAGAAAGAUAUGCGCAGACAUGCCGCUAUACACUCAGAUUCCAAACCAUACCGCUGCAAAUUAUGUCCCGAAGACCGUUGCUUCAGACGAAAAGACAAUUUGGAGAGGCACGUGAGAAAUGCUCAUCCCGAUUGCUCCCCGUCCUCUGCAUACGAAUGCGAUCUUACCGCGCUGCAGAGCUUAACAGAAGCUGGUGCUGACACUUACGAGAAAAGCGAGAAAACCAAACUAGAAAUACUCAACCCCCUCCCACCUUUACCACAAGAAGUCAUCAACAAACACAUAGAAGAAGCAAACAACAAAGAAUCAAACGUCAACACAAGUGUCACAGAAGUGAAGCACAAUGAAGUCAGUAAAACCAGUGAGUGUGUAGUGGACAAAAAGUCGAUAAUCGAAGCGAACAAUGCUCGCGAGAGUGUCAUAGUCGAGAAACGUCCAUCAGAUUGUGAAAAAAAAGUGCCAAGCCCUGAGAACGAGUAUGUUCACAAAAUUCGUAAAGCAAUAAUACCUCUACCUCCCAUAGAUCAAGAGAAGUUCAGAAGUGUCCAAAGAGGACAUCUGCCCGAUAGUGGUACUGUCAAGCCUAUAACAAAUAUGGACAUUUACAAGAAGAUUUUGUUUGAGAAGGUGGAAAAAGACACGACUGAGGUGAUACAGAAUCCCAAGAUGCAUUGGAGGAGGAAAAUGGAGCAGGAUAUUAAUUAGUGUGUAUCUAUCAAUAUAGAUGAUCAAGUAUGCAAAGAAAAGGCUGAUAUGGAUGGCAAAGCGAUCCGGACUGGUAACAAUUGUAAUGUUUUAUAAACUUUUUUUCUCAAUCUAUUUGUCCACUUUAUACAGAGACAUAAAAAACUAUUGUUUUUUUUUACAAAAAAAAAAUUAUGAGAGUUUGAUAAUAUUAUUGUCAAUCUUUAAUUGAUCAUAUUAAAUGCAUUUAAUAGUUUUCUAUUGUUAGUCUUAUCGAAAUUUUCAUAACAAGACAUUAGAAAUGGUGUGUCCUCGUGCUCGUAUAAAAGUCUAUUUGUGAAUUAUCCUACCCUACUUUCACCCUACCUCUAAUCUACUCCUACCCUACCCUACCCUACUCCCAACCUACCCCUGCCCUACACUACUCUACUCCCUACCUCUAAUCUACCCCUACCCUACCCUAAGUAUCCUAUGUCCGUCUCCUGGCUCUAAGCUACCUCUCCACCAAUUUUCAGCCAAAUCGGUCCAGCCAUUCUUAAGUUAUAAAUAGUGUAAGUAACACAACUUUAUAAUUUAUUUUAUUUAAUUAUAUAUAUUCGAGUUAUAUUAUUACUCUGUGGUUUGAGUUUGCAGAGUGUUUCCACACGAUAAGGAAGAGCGUAGUAUCCGUAACUAUUUUUAUAUUUUCGAAAGAGCUUGUAAACUAAGUUUGUUUGAAAUAAAUGAAUUUUGACUUUGACUUUAUAGCCUGGCAAGUUCAUUGAUGACACUCCCAUGAUAUGCGGGCGACUGGGGGAAGGACUGCGGGAGUGUGAAGUCGUAGUCGAGUCGUAGCCUCCUGGCCCGCGCGGGCCAUCGGGAGUGUUGCGAACGAAUUUGCCAAGCUAUACAGUUCGUUUGUGUAGUUGAAGUGACGCCAUUUCUAAUGCUUUGUUUUUGAGAUUACGUUGGUUAGUAUGUGUAUUAUGGUGUGAAAUGUAUUGGUACUUGAAUGAGUCAUUAUCAUUAAGUAUAAAUGCGUCCUAGACGAUUAGCUUAGUGUAAAGAACUUUGUUUUUAAAGUUAUAUUGUGUAAUUUUGGCAAAGCAUCGCAUUAUCUAUCUAAUUAUAGAAACAGUCGUGAUAUAUCACAACUAUUUUUAAAUUAUAAAUACAGUGAAAGCUCCUUAUUCGCGAUUCUUGGAACGUACCUCCUGAAAUUCUAUACAAAUUAUUAUUUUGUAUUCGCGGCAUAUGCCCACGAAUAUGGAGCGUUUAGUGUGCUAAAAAAACUAUCACCACAAUAUUCUGUGUACCAGGUGUUAAGUUAUAGAAUUGGAUGACGCCGUCCAUUCCAGGAAUGGAAUGAACAGACUGGAUAAUUAGACUGGAAUUAUGUGAAACGGAAGUAUAUACUGAAUGUAUUUAUGUCAUAUUAUAAGGCUGGUCCCGUAGUUUAUAGUUGAAUCAAUAGUUUAGUUUACAAUUACUCGUGAUUUUAAUAAAUGUACCUAACGGAAUUCACUUUUGAAGGGCUUGAAUUGGAAAUUUUCGUACGUAGUGCUGAGCGCAGCUAGUUGGCCGCGUUUCAUGGUUCUAAAAGCUUUUGAUUUCUUUUGAUUUUAUAAAAACUAUUUAUUUGUCAGAGCCAUGCUCCUACUACAGGCGGGUAUGGUAGGCAAUUAUGGGGUUGUGCCAGAUACCCUUAAAGUUUCAACUUUUAGGUGUUUUGCGAAACUUUAAUUUAUUAACGACUGGGGAUAUGAUUUUUAUCAUAUUAUGCUUUAGCUAUGAUCAUAAAACAACAUUUUCCUUGAACCAACAACGUGCUAAAAACAGCUGGUUAGUAACAACUUUUGGUAAACUACCCUCCUCCCAACUUGUAUUAAUAAAUAUUGCUUAAUAAAUAGUUAUACAACUUAACAGCCACAAGGUCCUACAAAUUGCGAACUUUCUGAAAAUUAACUUGAUAGUAAACACUUGUAAGUUCCACGGAUCCCGGGCUAGAAGUUUUGAAUCUCUCCAAAGAACCAACUAAACAGCAUUGGCCAAUUAAUCAAACUGAGAACAAGAAAUGGUAACUGUUUACCAUUCCCAAAACAAUAAUUCUUCGGAGACAAUUUAUAUUGAACCAACAAUUUGUAUCCGUUGUUUUUGAAUUUGAAUCCUGGACUCCAUGUUGAAAACAUUUUGGUACAGGUCUGGUGAACUGGCAAUAAUGUACCUAAGCUAUUCAACGUUAACGUUCCGGUAACAUGUCAUGUGGAAGUCAAUCAAUACUUUUGCCCUUGAUUCGCAAUUCCUUUUCAGCGCCCUUCUACUAAGAGCCAGUUCUCAGGUGCGCAGGCGCGGCAAAGCAGCGUUUACUCUCAAACUAUUAUUGAUAUUGAAACAAAGUCGAAAAUUAACUAACCUAUUCGGUCGUCGCUAGAAGUCAAAUUUUCUAGAAACACAAUUAUCGUGUUGAUAGAUUUUAUUUGUUUCAACGCUAGAAAUGUCAAUAUUAUACGCAAAUCACUUAGACGAGUCUUCGCCCGCGUGGUUUUGGUGUGCGGGGAGUUAUAGGAGAGGAUGGACGGGGAGAUGACAAAAAACAUCAGGAGGACGGAAGCAAGCGGCAAGCACAUUCUUCAAUUACUUACAGGCGCGCGUGCUUCCAUUCGCACCGCACCUCUACUGCGCUGACGAAGACUCAAUAUAGUAGGCGAGCCAGGGAUGCUAAAUUUGCAGUUACUCGUGCGUCAUGAAAGAAUAAAUGGUUAUUUUCUUUUUUCGCUUUUAGCGGUGGAAAAAAAACUAGACUUUUAAAGCAGUUUUUAUUACUUUGGCCUAGUGAAAUUGUCAGAAAAUUUUAGCGAUUAAUUAGGAGGUUAUUUCCUUCAAAAUAAGUAAAAAAUUAACCGCACUCGUAACUCGAGAACUAAAAUAUAAGGGUUUUAUUUUGUAACUUUGAAAUCCAUCACAUUACGCUCUAAUCAUCAGAUUUUCGAAAUGUGCAGUUUUUGGCUAUCAAUCCCUUAGGUUUAUCUGCCGCGCUCGAGUAACUGCAAAAAUCCCGUAUUCGGCUCCUCUACUAAAGCUGCGCCGCGUCAAAUGUGCGCUGGCUCUUGGUCUAUCUUCAUUAUUGUUAAGAUAUCUGUCAAGUGCGAACUUGUAAUCGAAUUAAAAUGUUCCUGUCAAGUUAUCACAUCGAUGUUACCAUAAGUAUAAUAAUAGUGCGCGCAUACGGUGACGGUCAUGUCGCAGUGACGUAGUACUAUAGCGAAAUUUUUUCACCACCAUUGUAGUAUGGAGGAUAAAAGUAUGCAAGUUAAGAAAUUGACCAUAGGUCAAUUUAAUUUGACCAGAACAACAAACCUCGUGCGAGAAAAAGAAAAUAAUUUAUUUUACUAGCAUUCUAACUACAGAUUAUAAAAAAGUGCUUGUGCAAAAAUGUUUUUAUUUCUGGUCACAUAGUAAUUUGUACAUGCAACUCUUAUUCAUCCAAAAGCCUGUCAGAAUGGUGAUUAUAGCAGCUGUUAGAAAUCUCUUCAACUCCAAGUAAAUUUUGUAAAUAUAGAAUUAAGUAAUUUAUUUUGGAUAAUUUUUCUUAUAGAGAUAGAUGAAUCUUCUUACCUAUUUACAUUGAAACCUAAAAUUGGGAAAUUUUUGCUUGUAAGGACAAAGCUACAGAGUGCAAAAAUCAUUUAACAUUGACUACGAUUGAUACGUCUAUCGCUCCUGCUCGUCACCGUAUGCCUUCCUUAAGAUAACAAUUUAUAUUUAAUAUGUAUAUCGGCAAUGUUUGAGACUGUUAUUAUCUAUGUAAUACUUACUCGAGAGAAAUUAAUUGAUUUUUAAUUCGGAAUAAAGAAUUUUGGUCGUUAUCGAGCUUUUGGUCUGCCAAAAAAUGUGAUAAUUAAAAAAAAAUGAGGUUUACUUCAAUAAAUAGUUUAGCAUUCGUAAUAUCAUCGGCGUUUUUCUGUUUGCAUUUUCCGAUUUAUUUUAAACCCAUUUCAUAGAAUUAAAUACUUGUAGAGCUUACUGUGCUGUGGGAGACAAACAUUUCGAAGGACCACGGUAUAAAAGUGAAUACAUAUUACGACCUAACAAAUGAACUAACUAAAGAUAGCAUUGUGGUUAGUUUUAGGCCGUACAAGUGGGUGCGAGAGCAUUACCACGAAAAUCUCUAUAACUUGCUUAGAGAUCUCUUGCUUGGCCUCUCUUGAACUGAAGCAAAUUCUAUAUUAAAACGGGCGUCCAAAGCACCAAAUUUGGCUAGUAAAAUAUUUAAAAAUUACCAUCUCUGAAAAUAAUGAAGACAAGUCAUCACGAGGCCAAUAAGGUCAAUAUGGAAGGCCGUCCUGAAAUGCACUUAUAAAAACGCCGACGAUAUGUUAGUUUAUAUCAUUGACUGAUCGUGAUCUCUAUCUCGCAAUGAUCUCAAUCAGGUGCUAAUUCGGUUCUACAAAACCCCUAUCUGAACUAUACUAGUAGUAGUAAAGAGAUAUAAAGGCAAUGUAAAAAAAUGCCUUCAAAGAACAUUCCUUUAGUGCUGUCUGUCAGUCUACUUUCAAUCGCUUACCAUCAUCCAAAGCUCAACAGAGCUGCAAACUAUUUUUUCCACUAUACGCGAAAUUCCUGCUAUGUUCGAAAACACUACGUUUUGUGGGUCUACUGCAAAAAUUGUUCGCCAAAAACUCUCAACUUAGUUCCAAUAUAGUGGGUAUCUUAAGCAAAAGUUUAAGUUGGUAUAUGUUCGUCAAGAGUAAUUAUGAAAUGGUUGUAUUUUUUUUAACCCUCAAAGUUUGGUCUAUGUACAACUGAAUUAGCACCCACACGUAUAACUUCAUAGAGGCGUUUAUGAACUUCUGUGUUUGAUGUCAGUUGCAAUUUUAAAGAAUUACGUAAUUUUCAAGAAAGGUGCACCGUUAAGGAUGAUUUACAUUAUGAUAUGAUAAGAUAUAUAAAUAACACAUUUCUUUUUUAUUUUUUCCGAAUAGCUGAUAUUAUAAAACCUUUAUAAUCAUGAAUGGAAUGUUGGAAAUUUUUCGGGAAAAAUGGUUUAUUAAUAAAAAAAAAUAUAUACGGUCGAAUUGGGAAACCUCCUCCUUUUUUGAAGUCGGUUAAAAAUGCUGAGCUAUCAAAUCUGUGCAGCAAAAAUAACAAGUCUGUGCAGUGACCAAUAUUUCCAUUCCCCUCCAACUAGUCGGAAAAGAUUGUGUUUCGAGUGGUAACGUAGGGCGGAGAUCGAACUAAAAAACCUCUUGAUUGAGUCUGAUCUCUUUUACUGAUUGAUCAAUUCAAAAUAAUUAAUAAAAAUUAAGGAGAUUUUUUUUUAACAAAACGCCAUCACUACGGUGCACCUCAUUACAUUAAGUUCAUAGUGUUUUCUUUUGUUUAUGGUGCACGCUUAUAUAUUGUAACUUACUACUGAUAUUAUUUUGUUACUGGUUUUAUGUAUAUUUUACUACUUACAAUAGGUAUCCUAUAAUGUAUACUAUGCAAUACUUUGAUACAAAUAAAAUCCAUUUUAACAUACA
Bicyclus anynana (squinting bush brown) is the source of this 7248-nucleotide messenger RNA. Its product is annotated as oocyte zinc finger protein XlCOF6. Bases 203 to 1768 code for a protein of 521 amino acids. The record is from RefSeq and is a predicted model, not a curated record. The transcript has 6 exons. Gene Ontology annotation, cellular component: nucleus. Gene Ontology annotation, molecular function: DNA-binding transcription factor activity, RNA polymerase II-specific; RNA polymerase II cis-regulatory region sequence-specific DNA binding. Gene Ontology annotation, biological process: regulation of transcription by RNA polymerase II; central nervous system development. Lineage: Eukaryota; Metazoa; Arthropoda; Insecta; Lepidoptera; Nymphalidae.